This is a messenger RNA of Chelonus insularis, 1488 nucleotides long. It is a transcript of the gene p47, whose product is annotated as NSFL1 cofactor p47. Gene Ontology annotation, cellular component: nucleus; cytosol. Lineage: Eukaryota; Metazoa; Arthropoda; Insecta; Hymenoptera; Braconidae. Gene Ontology annotation, biological process: nuclear membrane reassembly; membrane fusion; Golgi organization. The transcript is spliced from 4 exons. Gene Ontology annotation, molecular function: ubiquitin binding. The coding region runs from base 182 to 1351 and encodes 389 amino acids. The record is from RefSeq and is a predicted model, not a curated record.
CGUGUAUUGGAUCUAAAGUAAGGUUAGGAUUUGCGGAUGUUUUUGCCUGACAUUUUUCAUUUUGUCAUCUUCAUUGAAUUUUAUAAAGAAUACGAAUUAUCAGACGAUUGUCGAAGAGGUAAAAACAGUAAUUUUAUACAAGAGUGGAAUACUAACUAAUUUCUUUGUAUUAAAAAACACGAUGGACGAGUUUAUAUCCCAAUUUAUGGAUAUAACUGGCGUCGACCGUGAAAGAGCAGAAUUUUAUCUAGCCUCAUCAGCUAACCAGUUAGAGGUUGCACUGGCAAAUUUUUAUGAAUGCGUAGAAUUAGGAUCUGCUGAAGAAGGACCAUCGCCUGAUAUCAUAAGUGAUCAAAUAUCAAAUCAAGAAAGUGUACCAUCAGUAAGACCUGUUGAACUUUCUGAAGCAAAUUCAAUGGAUCCGAAUAAAUCAAAGCCUAUAAAUAAAAAUAAAAAUUCUAAGAUCGGUACUAUAGGUUCAUUACAAAAUAGAGAUAGUGAUUCUGAAGAAGAAGGCCAAGCAUUUUAUGCUGGUGGAUCAGAACGUAGUGGACAACAAGUAUUAGGUCCUAGUAAAAAAAAGAAUGAUAUUAUUAAUGAUAUGUUUAAAUCAUGUCGAGAUCAAUCGAUUCCAAUUGAUGAAAGAUCUGGAUCUCAUCAACAAAGACCAAGUACAUUUAGUGGAACUGGAUAUAAAUUAGGGCAAACCAAUAAUGAUACUGAAAUUGUAGCAGGAGCGCCUUCUUCACAAUCGUCAAGUAAUUCAGGCGUAAUAACUUUAAAACUUUGGCGAGAUGGGUUUACUAUUAAUGAUCGUGAACUUCGAUCCUACAAUGAUCCAAAUAAUCGUGAAUUUAUGGAAGCUAUAAAACGAGCGGAAAUUCCAGCUGAAUUACGACAAGAGGUACAAGAUGCUGAAGUGCGUCUUGACAUGGAGGAUCAUCGUCAUGAAGAAUAUGUACCUUCAAAAAUAAAAGUCAAAGCUUUCACUGGUCGAGGACACAAAUUGGGAAGUCCUUCACCUGCCACUGUUGGUAUGACAAUACCAUGUGAUACAGCUGACCAAAUAGCCAAUGAAUCACAAGCUCGAAGUCAAUUGAACGUAGAUACUAAUAAUCCAGUUACAACGAUUCAAAUACGAUUAGCUGACGGGCAAAAUAUUCGAGAACAAUUUAAUCUUACUCAUACUGUUGGUGAUAUUCGAAGAUAUAUAACAACAAUGCGGCCGCAGUACGCUAAUCAAGAAUUUAUUUUAUUAACGUCAUAUCCUAUAAAAGAACUGACUGAAGAAGAUAAAACAAUUGAUGAAGUGGGCCUUAAAAAUUCAGCUAUUAUGCAACGUUUGAAGUAAAAUAAUAUUAAUUUUAAUUUUAUUCUAAUUAUUAAUAUUUUUUGCAUGCCGUUAUUUUAUAGUAAUUAAUACUGAAUAUCACCAAAAGGUAUUGUUAAAAUUACAUACAAACAUGUGUUUAUAGAAAAUAAAAUUUA